Molecule: messenger RNA, 975 nt
Organism: Clonostachys byssicola
Lineage: Eukaryota; Fungi; Ascomycota; Sordariomycetes; Hypocreales; Bionectriaceae
Source: the annotation of a GenBank genome assembly
AUGGCAACAACGUUCACCUUCUUCCCUAAUCUGCCCAUGGAGAUCCAGUUGAAAAUCUGGAAGCUCGCUGCUUGCAAUGUAGCUGAAGGCGGCCAAGAGAUUCACGUUCAGCUCCAUUGCCAUCUUCAAUCAACGUCGCACUCAUGCUGGACCACAACGAGGCAGUUUUGUGGACACCACGGCGCAUGCCCAACGUACCUGCAUGGCGCCAGAAACGUCUCAUGGGCUACGUUUUGCCUAUCUGACGGUUACUUUCUUCAGUCAGAAGCGAACGCUUCCAUAUCAGAUCCCUUCACACAGAGUCAAAUGGCUAGCCUAAGCCUUGCUUGCCGGAAUUCACGAGGCGCUCUGCACCGUCAAUUUCAAGGAGAGAUGCGUAUUUACCAGAGCAAAUGGCGUCGAGGCGUCCAAGUCCGCACACUGCGAUGCAAUCCCAAGAAGGAUACCUUGGUCCUCACAGACGUCCAUAUGCCAAACAGCCGCCACAUUCAACCAGGCAUAAGACCCUUGACAGCCGAUGCCAUGUCACGAGCCGAAAGCGCCAGGAUAGCUCGGACAUUCCCACAGGACCCUGACAAGUUUGCUGCGUUCAGAAGCAUUCUAUCCAGCUUUCGAACCUUUGCCAUUCAACAAGAUGGACAUCGCGGCGAUACAAGCUCGGAGAAAAUCGAUCUCAUCAACACCGGCAUGCUUAUUAUGCUCUUCAUGGAGUCCAUCAAGGGGCUGUAUAUAUGGCCCAACCCUCAUCUGUGGCCCGAGGUCUGGAAAUCUCCCCGCCGAAUCGAGGACGUGAAGCUCUGGGAUUAUGAGGAUGAAUUGGGCAGACGCGAGUUCCGCGAUGAGGUGGACUAUUUUCUUCGAGAGUACGACCAAUGGGUUGAUGUUCACAAUGACCACUUUACCCCUGGUGGCGAGCACUGGGCGCCCCGCCCGAGAAAGCUGAGCCGUAUUGGGUGUUUUGUUUGGAGUGCCUAG